GUGUCUCCGUGCUCACCAGGGCUCCUGACGCUGCUGAGGGUGACCGACAAAGGCCGGAGAGAUGGCCGGGGCCUCGGUGAAGGUGGCGGUGCGGGUCCGCCCCUUCAAUUCCAGGGAAAUGAGCCGGGACUCCAAGUGCAUCAUCCAGAUGUCGGGAAGCACCACCACCAUCAUUAACCCCAAACAGCCCAAGGAGACACCCAAAAGCUUCAGCUUCGACUAUUCCUACUGGUCACACACCUCGCCGGAGGACAUCAACUACGCGUCACAGAAGCAGGUGUACCGGGACAUCGGCGAGGAGAUGCUGCAGCACGCCUUCGAGGGCUACAACGUGUGCAUCUUCGCCUACGGGCAGACCGGGGCCGGCAAGUCCUACACCAUGAUGGGCAAGCAGGAGAAGGACCAGCAGGGCAUCAUCCCGCAGCUCUGUGAAGACCUGUUCUCCCGCAUCAACGACACGACCAACGACAACAUGUCCUACUCCGUGGAGGUCAGCUACAUGGAGAUCUACUGUGAACGCGUCCGUGACCUCCUGAACCCCAAGAACAAGGGCAACCUGCGUGUGAGAGAGCACCCGCUGCUGGGGCCGUACGUGGAGGACCUCUCCAAGCUGGCCGUCACCUCCUACAAUGACAUCCAGGACCUCAUGGACUCCGGGAACAAGGCCAGGACCGUGGCGGCCACAAACAUGAACGAGACCAGCAGCCGCUCCCACGCCGUCUUCAACAUCAUCUUCACCCAGAAGCGCCAUGAUGCGGAGACCAACAUCACCACAGAGAAAGUGAGCAAGAUCAGCCUGGUGGACCUGGCGGGGAGUGAGCGGGCCGACUCCACGGGGGCCAAGGGCACGCGGCUCAAGGAGGGGGCCAACAUCAACAAGUCCUUGACCACGCUGGGGAAGGUCAUCUCUGCGCUGGCUGAAAUGGACUCCGGGCCCAACAAGAACAAGAAAAAGAAGAAGACAGAUUUCAUUCCCUACAGAGAUUCCGUGCUGACCUGGCUGCUCCGGGAAAACCUAGGCGGGAACUCCAGGACAGCGAUGGUGGCCGCCCUGAGCCCCGCAGACAUCAACUACGACGAGACUCUGAGCACGCUGAGGUACGCCGACCGGGCCAAACAGAUCCGCUGCAACGCCGUCAUCAACGAGGACCCCAACAACAAGCUGAUCCGUGAGCUGAAGGACGAGGUGACCCGGCUGCGGGACCUGCUGUAUGCCCAGGGUCUCGGGGACAUCACCGACACCAACACUGUGCCCGGAGGACCCAAAUCCCUGCAGGGCGAGCACCGGCCACCUUGCUCUCGAGAGCGGGUGGUCGGAGACAGCUGUCCCCAGCGUCUGACAGCCGCACAGGAGCGUGAGCGGGGCCUCUGGGGUUUAUGGCUUGGAGCGGAGGCAGCGUGUUCCAAGACACCUCAUCUCGUCAAUCUGAAUGAGGACCCGCUGAUGUCCGAGUGUCUCCUGUACUACAUCAAGGACGGGAUCACCAGGGUGGGCCGGGAGGAUGCAGAGAGGCGGCAGGACAUCGUCCUGAGUGGCCACUUCAUCAAGGAGGAGCACUGUGUCUUCCGGAGCGACUCCCGGGGCGGCAGCGAAGCCGUGGUGACCUUGGAACCCUGCGAGGGGGCAGACACAUAUGUCAAUGGCAAGAAAGUCACGGAGCCCAGCAUCCUGCGGUCAGGAAACCGCAUCAUCAUGGGAAAGAGCCACGUGUUCCGGUUCAACCACCCUGAGCAGGCGCGGCAGGAGCGCGAGCGCACGCCCUGCGCAGAGACGCCAGCUGAGCCCGUGGACUGGGCCUUCGCGCAGCGGGAGCUGCUGGAGAAGCAGGGCAUCGACAUGAAGCAGGAGAUGGAGCAGAGGCUCCAGGAGCUAGAGGACCAGUACCGGCGAGAGCGAGAGGAGGCCACCUACCUGCUGGAGCAGCAGAGGCUGGACUACGAGAGCAAGCUGGAGGCCCUGCAGAGGCAGAUGGACUCCAGGUACUACUCGGAGGUGAACGAGGAGGAGGAGGAGCCAGAGGACGAAGUCCAGUGGACAGAGAGGGAGUGCGAGCUGGCGCUGUGGGCCUUCCGGAAGUGGAAGUGGUACCAGUUCACGUCUCUUCGGGACCUGCUGUGGGGCAAUGCCAUCUUCCUCAAAGAGGCCAAUGCCAUCAGUGUGGAGCUCAAGAAGAAGGUCCAGUUCCAGUUUGUGCUCCUCACCGACACGCUGUACUCCCCGCUGCCGCCGGACCUGCUGCCCCCAGAGGCCGCCAAGGACCGGGAGACGCGCCCCUUCCCGCGCACCAUCGUGGCCGUGGAGGUCCAGGACCAGAAGAACGGGGCCACCCACUACUGGACCCUAGAGAAGCUCAGGCAGCGCCUGGACCUGAUGCGGGAGAUGUACGACCGGGCCGCGGAGGUGCCCUCCAGCGUCAUCGAGGACUGUGACAACGUGGUGACUGGCGGAGACCCCUUCUACGACCGCUUUCCCUGGUUCCGGCUGGUGGGCAGUUCAGUCAUCUCUGGCUGCGACAGCUACCCUCUUCUCAACACAUGCAUGAGCGAGCGCAUGGCUGCUCUCACCCCCUCCCCCACCUUCUCGAGCCCCGACUCCGACGCCACCGAGCCUGCCGAGGAGCAGAGCGUGGGGGAGGAGGAGGAGGAGGAGGAGGAGGAGGAGGAGGAGGAGGAGCAGGAGCUGCAGGACGACGUCUUUCCGGAGCACGCGCUGUGCGACGGCCGGGACCCGUUUUACGACCGGCCCCCCCUGUUCAGUUUAGUAGGAAGGGCCUUCGUGUACCUGAGCAACCUGCUGUACCCCGUGCCGCUGGUGCACCGUGUGGCCGUCGUCAGCGAGAAGGGAGAGGUGAAGGGCUUCCUCCGUGUGGCCGUGCAGGCCACUUCAGCUGACGAAGAGGCCCCCGAUUACGGCUCUGGCGUCCGACAGUCAGGAACUGCCAAAAUCUCCUUUGAUGACCAGCAUUUCGAAAAGUUCCAGUCGGAGUCCUGCCCCGUGGUGGGGCUGUCUCGCACCGGGACCUCGCAGGAGGAGCUGCGCAUCGUGGAAGGUCAGGGCCAGGGCGCCGAGGCUGGGCCCUCGGCCGAUGAGGUCAACAACAACACCUGCUCAGCCGUGCCUCCGGAAGGCCUCCUCCUGGACAGCCCUGAGAAAGCCGCCCUGGACGGGCCCCUGGACGCCGCCCUGGACCACCUGCGCUUGGGCAGCACCUUCACGUUCCGCGUGACGGUCCUGCAGGCGUCCAGCAUCUCUGCAGAAUACGCCGACAUCUUCUGCCAGUUCAACUUCAUCCAUCGCCACGAUGAGGCCUUCUCCACGGAGCCCCUCAAGAAUACGGGGAGGGGUCCCCCACUAGGCUUCUACCACGUCCAGAACAUCGCAGUGGAGGUGACCAAGUCCUUCAUCGAGUACAUCAAGAGCCAACCCAUCGUGUUCGAGGUCUUCGGCCAUUACCAGCAGCAUCCGUUCCCACCCCUGUGCAAGGACGUGCUCAGCCCCCUGAGGCCCUCCCGCCGCCAUUUCCCGAGGGUCAUGCCGCUGUCCAAGCCAGUGCCUGCCACCAAGCUCGGCGCGCUCUCGCGGCCCUGCGUGGGACCCUGUCACUGCAAGUAUGACGUGCUGGUCUACUUCGAGAUCUGCGAGCUGGAGGCCAAUGGCGAUUACAUCCCCGCAGUGGUGGACCACCGCGGCGGGAUGCCGUGCAUGGGGACCUUCCUGCUCCACCAGGGUAUCCAGAGACGGAUAACCGUGACGCUGCUGCAUGAGACGGGCAGCCACAUCCGCUGGAAGGAAGUUCGGGAGCUCGUUGUGGGUCGGAUCCGAAACACACCCGAAACUGACGAGUCCCUGAUAGACCCCAACAUCUUGUCUCUCAACAUCCUGUCUUCCGGCUACAUCCACCCGGCCCAGGAUGACCGGACCUUUUACCAGUGCGAGGCCGCGUGGGACAGCUCCAUGCACAACUCGCUGCUCCUGAACCGGGUCACCCCGUACCGGGAGAGAAUCUACAUGACCCUCUCGGCUUACAUCGAGAUGGAGAACUGCACCCAGCCCGCCGUCAUCACCAAGGACUUCUGCAUGGUCUUCCACUCUCGGGACGCCAAGCUGCCCGCUUCGCGCUCCAUCCGCAACCUGUUUGGCAGCGGAAGCCUGCGGGCCUCGGAGAGCAACCGCGUGACGGGCGUGUACGAGCUCAGCCUGUGCCACGUGGCCGACGCCGGCAGCCCAGGGAUGCAGCGGCGGCGGCGGCGGGUGCUGGACACGUCUGUGGCCUACGUGCGUGGCGAGGAGAACCUGGCGGGCUGGAGGCCCCGGAGCGACAGCCUCAUCCUGGACCACCAGUGGGAGCUGGAGAAGCUGAGUCUGCUGCAGGAGGUUGAGAAGACCAGGCACUACCUGCUGCUUCGGGAGAAGCUGGAGACCACCCAGCGGCUCGGCCCCGAGGCGCCAUCCCCCGCCUCCAGCGAGGACUCUGGCUCCCACGGUUCGUCCAGCCCCUCGUCCCCGCUCUCGGCCGAGGGCCGGCCGUCGCCCCUGGAGGCUCCCAGUGAGAGACAGCGCGAGCUAGCAGUCAAGUGCUUACGCCUCCUCACGCACACGUUCAACCGGGAGUACACCCACAGCCACGUCUGCGUCAGUGCCAGCGAGAGCAAGCUCUCUGAAAUGUCGGUCACCCUGCUCCGGGACCCGUCCAUGUCCCCUCUGGGGGUGGCCACCCUCACGCCCUCCUCCACCUGCCCCUCUCUGGUGGAGGGGCGGUAUGGAGCGACUGAUGUGAGGACCCCACAUCCCUGCUCCCGGCCGGCCAGCCCAGAAGCCGAGCCUUCACCUGAGGCCGAUCCCAAGAAGCUUCCCUCCCCUGCUCGGGCGGCUGAGGCAGACAGGGACCCCCCGCGCCUGCUGGUUCCCGACAUCCAGGAGAUCCGCGUCAGCCCCAUCGUCUCUAAGAAGGGGUACCUGCACUUCCUGGAGCCGCACACGGCCGGCUGGGCCAAGCGCUUCGUGGUGGUGCGGCGGCCGUACGCCUACAUGUACAACAGCGACAAGGACUCCGUGGAGCGCUUCGUGCUCAACCUGUCCACCGCGCAGGUGGAGUACAGCGAGGACCAGCAGGCCAUGCUCAAGACGCCCAACACAUUCGCCGUGUGCACGGAGCACCGCGGUAUCCUGCUGCAGGCCAACAGUGACAAGGACAUGCACGACUGGCUGUACGCCUUCAACCCCCUCCUGGCCGGGACCAUACGGUCCAAGCUGUCCAGACGGCGGUCGGCCCAGAUGAGGGUCUGAGCCGGAAUCCCCCCGCGCCCCGAGACAGCCAGCAGGCCAGCCCCACCCCCAGCCCCCGUCACCAUUCGUCAUGUCACACGUGCCCAGCCCGCCCCCACCAGCCAGCCAGCCAGCCAGCCGGUCCCCUGUGGGGGACGCUGUGUGGGGACCCCCGAGCGCCACCUCUGGUCUGGGUGCCUGGGCCACAAGACCUACCCUGCCCCCAGCAGGCCGCGUUCUGUCUUCUUUCGGAGCAGGCCCCGGGUGGGAGGGGCUGGCAGGUGCCAGAGAGGCCGAGGGCACAAGUCUCGGGGCAUCGCUGCCGUUCUGAUAUUUUUUUAAGCAUAGACAGACUUAUAAUUAAUAUACAUUAGUUAGUGACACCAGACCAGUCCGCUCAGAAAGUAACUAUAAGACUGUGUUCUAUUUAUAAGUAUUUAUUUCUAACGCCUUCACGUAGACCCGUAGGUUCGGACGGACCCUGCCCCCCGCUUGUCCCUCUCCCAGCCCCAAGCCUCGCAGUGAGACCACGGUGAAGGCGCGUGUGCACAGGCCGGGCACGCCUGCCACCCAGGGUGUGUGUGUGUGCGUGUGCAUGUGCGCGUGAGCGUCCGGGGGCCGAGAGGGGGUGGCGUGCACCCGUGCAGGGGAGGUGGGAUGCGAGUCUCACCCGGACAGUGGCUCCACGGGCAGCUUCUCCCAGAAGUGCGCAGACGUGAGGGGGACCAGGCAGGUGGCCACCUGGCCUGGGGGCUCUCCCAGCAGGGACGGCGGUGGGGGGGUGUCCAGGCCGGCAGGUGGCUGGAGUUAGAGACGGUGCAGGCAGCAAGGGGCUUGGGGUGCAGGGUCUCUAGCUCCAGGUCGUUCCUGGGAAGCAGGUCUGUGACUACCCCUCUCCGCCCCAAGACGAGAGUGUCUGUGGGCCCCAGUGAGAAGAGUCUGUGGGGUCAGGUGGGGGCAGCCAGCGACAGGGACCCCGUCAUCAGAGGGCCCAGCCCUCCUGUUGCUGCACCGUCCGCUCUGUGCUCCCACGGGCUGCGUGCCUGAGGCCUGGCCGGGGGUCGAGCCCGCCCCAGGCUGAGGGUCUGGCCGGGCACUGCACCCAGAAACCCCGGGCCUGGGUGGUCCCUCAGUGACCUGUUCCUGUGCCCGCGGACACAGGCGGCCUCUUUCUAACCCAAGUGAAAACAGCAACUAACCCACAAGCCCCUGUCCCACCAAGAACAGGUCCCACUCAGAAUCUGGGGGUCCAGGCCCAGGUCCGCGGUCCGCCAGGCCACGCCAGGCCCUGGUGCCUUCCACUGCCUCGCCAGACCCUGCAGGGCACCCUCUCAGUGACACCCACCUUUCCACUUGGUUCGGAUUACCUUGUCACCCCCCAGCCAAUGGUCUGAAGCCCCAUCAGCCGGGCUGUCCCCGAGUGGCACUGCCGUGGCCUGUGGCCAUGGCGUGGGUUCUGUGCACCGAGGCAGGAAGUGUGCGCGGCCUCUUUCCUCGUGGGCUCGGCCCCCACGCGAGGUGACAAGGUUCCUUGGAGCCUGCCGUGGACAUGGGACCAGGCGAUAGGCCUGCCCCUGAGCGCUGUCCGGUAGCUGUGUCUGGUCCCACCGGCCGCGCCGGCGCUCAGAGGCUGCGAGCGCACCUUCCCCAUUGCCGGUCCGGGCGCGCGUCAGCGGCCACUGGACCCCUCGUCCCCCGUGCUCGGAAGACACCCUGGUGGCAUUGCUCAUUCAGCAGAAAACGCAUCCUAGGAAACCCCGCAUGUGGGACGCAGGACCCAGCAGCCUUCUCUGGAGACGCCAAAGGAGGGCUCGCAGCCCGGGCCCAAACCAAAGGUCCAGAAAGCAGACAUUCCCGGGCCGAGGCGCAGGGCAGGGGUGCGGCACAGGCCAGAGCAAGCCCUUCUGCUGGCUGUUGCCAUGACCUCCAGGGCCGGGAGGGGCCCAGGGAGGGAGGACGCUGCUCCCAGAGGAGUUGGUUGCCGGCAGCCCCGCCUUCCCUCGGGGAGACUGGGGGCGCGGGGCCGGGAGAUGUGGGGGGGAGCGCAGGGCCGGGCCGCAGCUGCUCAGGUCAGCCAGCCUGGAGCCGCGGCCUCGGAGGGUCUGAGGGGCUCGCACCCAGGGUGCAGGGGUCUGAGGCCAGCCAGCCUGCAGAACACCCGCUUCCUGGGGCGGAGUGAGGGGGCGCACCCUAAACUCAGGAGCCUCCACGGCCAUGGAGGUGCCCCCAGGACUGUGUAAUUUUGACCCUGGUGCCCUUGGCAAUUGCCUGGACCCCUGUCCCCGCCGUCACUGCCAGAGCUCCGGAGCUGGUGGGGAGAGAGAUCUGGGAGCACCUGGUCCCUUGUCCACCCCGCAGAAGCUGCCCCACGUCACAGUAGGGGGUGUGGUGUUCACCUCUGCUCCAGAGCACCUCAGGGGUGUCCCCGUUGUGGGGUGCAGAGGGGAGGCCAGGCCUGGCAGUGGCUGUUUCCCACUAAGUGGGGAGGGAAGAAAGAUCCAGAAAGUCAUUUCUCUGGGAGUUUUUUUAACACUUGAUGGCACUCAUUCUGCCUUGAGGGAUAGCCGUCCUCGCUCAGGGAGCUCUGUCUCCUCCAGGGAGGGGGGAGGCCCCCUGCUGAUUUGCUGUGGUCCCAGGAAGGGGUGCUGGGCUCCAGGCUCCAGUGUGCCCGGGGCGUCGAGAUGUUCCCGAGUCCCAAGGCCUCCGUGUUUGGAGUGAUCACUCCUAAGAUGCCAAUGGUUCACUCACCGAUCACACGCGCGCACACACCUCCCGUGGCUGCAGUGAGGCCGCCUCCCCAUCCAUCCUGGUCUCACCUCCGCACCUGUGGGGCGGGUGUGGAGAAGCACUUGGAGAGAGUUCUGGAAUGUCGCUGGUGGUACAGGCCUGAGCAGGUUGCAGUGCUGGUCCUCCGUCAGCCCCCCAGUGCGGGACCCCGGAAGGCGCCCUCCUUUUACUCCUGGGACAAGGGUCACGCCCCCCGGGAUCAGCAGAGGCCGUGGCUUCUUCCGGGCGGCACCUCUGCUGCUGGCCAUCCCCUGCGUCCCCAGUAGCUUGUACAUAUGUGGUUCUGUGGCACACCCUGGCCCCUGCACUGUGACCAGCGUCCUGACGUGACAACUCUAGUCCCCUGACGUCCUAAACCCGAGUGUUAGGCUCUAGACUCCUGUACUGUGUGUGUGCACUUAAGAAUCUGUCCAAUUAAGAAAUAAAUGUGGCUCCUUAUGCAACAGCAGA
Molecule: messenger RNA, 8503 nt
Organism: Suricata suricatta (meerkat)
Lineage: Eukaryota; Metazoa; Chordata; Mammalia; Carnivora; Herpestidae
Gene: KIF1A
Product: kinesin family member 1A
Exons: 46
Coding region: 62-5287 (1741 amino acids)
Biological process (GO): microtubule-based movement
Molecular function (GO): microtubule motor activity; microtubule binding; ATP binding
Source: RefSeq, a predicted model, not a curated record